Messenger RNA from Liolophura sinensis, 10438 nucleotides. Its product is annotated as rho guanine nucleotide exchange factor 26-like. Gene Ontology annotation, biological process: activation of GTPase activity. Lineage: Eukaryota; Metazoa; Mollusca; Polyplacophora; Chitonida; Chitonidae. Gene Ontology annotation, molecular function: guanyl-nucleotide exchange factor activity; protein binding. The record is from RefSeq and is a predicted model, not a curated record. The transcript has 20 exons. The coding region runs from base 414 to 5090 and encodes 1558 amino acids.
CGGAAUAACACAUUUCCUCCCUACCUUGUACAGUUGAACUGAAACUAGUUGAGCUUUUGUCACAGGGAUGCUAGGCCUAACAGGUGGCAGUGGAUUUACACCAACACUGAGAUGAGUUCCAGAUUGAAUAUCAUUAAGAAGACCACUGCAUCAUCUGUCCCUACCAAGUGUGCUGGUGUCACGUGUUGUUCAAGGUUACCGUACUAUUCUUACAUCAUCUGUGGGAAGAAAUAAUGUGCCUCUGAUCAAGCUUUUGGCAUAUUUAUAAUCAUGGACAGAUUUGUUAUCUGUUGCUAGUAUAGGAUUUGACAGUAGUAAUGUGCGUGCACACCCGGACAGAGUUUUUUCAAGGGAAUGGGGGAUCUGAAAUCAUUAUCAGAGUGUGAACUUAGUUUCUUAUUGAAGAGACAGUCAUGUCUAAGAGUAAGAACCCAGCAUCAAAAUCUACUGCAGGAGCCGCUGGUGAAAAACCUAACCCUUUUGGGGUUUCUCUGAAACCGAUUGGUAAAAACCUCACCCUGGACAGGGGAGCCAACUCUGUCAUUACCACAUCAAAGGAAGACCCAGACUCUGAGAAGAGCAAGUCACAGGUGGAAAGGCUGAAGAAUGUUUUUGGAAAAGAUGAAGUCCCCAGUGAAAAGAAAAUCUCCCCCAGGUUGGACAAAGGUAUUUCGAGGCCUUUAAGCAGCACUUCAUCCAGCUCAUCUUCGGCUAAGACUUCAGUCAGAGGUAAAAGUUCACAAGGAGCUGGCCAAAGCAAGAUUAAUGAGAUCAAAAUUGGAGUAUUUACACUUUCCAAAGAAAGCAGUGUUUCCAAGGAAAAAACAAAAUCUAAUGCCAAAAAUGCAAAUGUUUCAUCUGCAUCUGAAGAGCUGUCAAGCUUUUCACGAACCUCAUUCCACCAGUCUCGAGCUUCCCAAAAGAAUCCAACAAGUUCUUAUGACCCAAUCACAGGUGAGAUUAAACUGGACAAGGCCAAAGUAGAGAAAUUCGCAUCGGAACUUAAAGCUGAGAAGAAAACAAAUGAUCCUCCUUGGAAAGUGAAGUUGAAAUCUGUCAACCAAGCAACUGGUUCCAAAAAAGAGGAAACUGUCGUUAUUGGGAAAUCUGCUGAUUGUAAAGCUUCUAGAUUAUCUGUGAGUGAAAAAGAUAACUCUCGCAGGUCAAGUGCAAUCCAGCCUGCACAGACUGCCCCUUUUAGACGUGAAACCAAAAUUACAAACCUUACAAAAGCAUCAGAUACCUCAAAAAGUGUUAAAAAAGAAAAACCUGAAGUAAAUGGUAUCCCUAAAAAAUCAACAGACACUAAAACCACAGAUCAGAGGAAACCAGAAGUCAAAGAGGAUAAACCAGUUAGAGCUAAACAGAAAAGUGUGAAGAACGACAAAGCUGUGAAAGAAGAAAACCAAGCGAAGGUCAGUCCAAGGGGAGAUUUUGUGCAGAGGUUAAUAAAGCAGUGUGAAACUAGAGACGAACGACAGGACAGCAAAGUCAGUAAAUCGGAUGAAAAUCUGGAAUUUCCAGAAACACUUCUGGAGAAGUUGGCUGUCCUUGAAGGACUAGUGAAUGACAUCAGUAGUGACGAAUCUGGCGACUCAGAAGGAGGUGAUGGGUACGAUGAUGUGGCAACCGUUAUUGAGUGUUUGGCUGAAGAAGGUAUACUAGAUAUUACUAGAGAGAUUGGCACGCUUCAGCGUAGCUGGUUGGCUGGGUUUGGUGCCUCUGGUGCCAAGGGCAAUGUGUCGUCUGAUUCGGACGAUGAGCAUGAUCGUAUUCCAUUGCAUGUGUCAGAGGGGCAGGCAAACAAGGGUAUAAACAAGCAUGGCAAUAAGGUGCCAAAAAACUGUAAAAAAAUUUCCCAAAAAGUUAUACAGGCAUAUGAUUGGGUAGAGCCUCUGGAUCCAGCUCACGAUUCUGUGGAACAAAACAGCAACUAUGAGCUGGCGGGCCCAGUGAACGGGAGCAUGAAGGGGUUUAACGUAGGAGAGAAGAAGAAAAGAAGAUUUGCUUUUAGGGAUAUCAAGUUAAAAAGGACACAGAAGUUGGACAAGGAUGCCAGGAGACAGAGUGCUCCCCCCUUGGAGUCCCAAUCCCUGAAACCAAAAGAGGAGGAAAACAUCUACAAUUCCCCAGAAGAAACAGAACUGCCUAUCCCAGACUGGGACACGGGUUCAAGCCGCGUCUCGGUAGCAGGUUCAGAGUCUACAUCCUCCGACAGCGUGACUAACCCCAUCAGUAUGCGUCCUCAUACAGUCAUAGAACUCUCUGACAAGCAAGCUAGGAAGCUCAAGAAACGGCAGGCCGAUAACUCCGAGUCCAGCACAAAGUGGAAAAAAAAGUGGAAAGAGUUUUAUCGACGUAGUCAGGAUCUGUUGGAUAUUCCAGGAUUGCAAAUGAAGCUGGAAAAUUUGUCGCUUAGCCAGUUACCAGCUAAUGUGAAGCAAAAACUGCGCGAGAGAAUAAAGAAGAAAAAGAUCAAGAAAACAGGUCGUUUAGAGAUAAACCCAGUGGAGGAAGAUGAUGAUUUUACAGAUGAAUUUGCGGCAUCGUCUUCUGAAGAUCUUCGUUAUGAUUCCAAUGAGGGAAUAUAUCAAACUAUAGGUGGAGUACAGGACGAUGCUAUACCCAUUGUGAAUGUAAAUCUGAGGGUGUCCGCUUCACCGGAGAAAAUCCCCAUCUCACCAGCAGUGAGUAAGGACUCUGUAGACUCUGCCCCUAAUCUCCCACCGAGGACACACACAGGAUCUGUGUAUGAGAAGUACUCUGAACUAGGACCCAAAGUGUCGCAUGAUUCACCACCUGAUUUGCCACCUACAUUGCCUCCAAAGCUGUCAGACUUAACACCCCCUACCAAACCCAAACUGAACACCAAGCGGGCUUCUUUACCGGGGCUACAGCUGGUGUCUGGAGACUUGGAAGUGGCCCCACCCCUGCCCCCGAGGAACGGGCGAAUGUCUCUGGGUAGCCUGGGGAAUUUGGAUGUCCGGGUGCCACCACAAAGUUCAACCAGCUCUUUGGCAGAGAGUUACCUUAAGCAGCCAAAAUUAGCGGAUAAGUUUCCAUCAGAGAGUCCUAGUAAGAGUGACAGUGUCAAACGUGAUAGUCUAUUGUUGGGAAGAGUUCCUCCUCCUCUACACAUACCCAUCCUGCCAGACUCUGUCUUGGAGAUGGAGGCUGUAGGUGCAGGAGGUUUGACCUUGGGCCAAGGAUACCUUGAUAUGGAACAGGGAGAGGGCAGGGUAGAGUCUAGUCCUAGUCGAGCGAGUGGGAGUUCCAGCGUCCGCGCUCCAUUUGAAAACAUGAUGGAUUUUAAGAGGAGGAAUAAGGAAAGGAGACCUGACUCUGCCCAGGUGGAUAUUGACUUUGAACUGGAUGUGUCUGUGUGUCGGAGCCGCUACAAGUCGCGGUUUGAACGCGAGCCACUGUACCAGUAUUAUAACAAAGACUAUAUAAAGCGGCAGUCCUGGCAGAGGGCUCUCAGUGAGGAACCCAGCAGUCCAGCAGCAGGGAAAAGCUCAGAAAAACACAGCCAUGAUUACAUUAACCCCGAAGUUACAAUAACCAUAUCAGUUGAAAACCAGCAGAGUAGCCUUCCCUCUGUGACAGAGGGAGAGACCCAGAAUGCACCAGGUGCUUAUCUCCUGUCCACCGUCAGUCCUAGUGGAACUGUCCAUCGAUCUCUGUGGAGCCAAGUGCCUGAGGUGGUAAGCAGUGGUGUGGCAGAAAAUCUCACUCAGGAACAGAAAAAAGAACAAGAGGCCAUGUUUGAAAUCAUCACUUCUGAAGCUUCCUACUUCAAGAGUUUGAACGUGCUCAUCAACACAUUUGUCAUGUCCCCUGAGCUGUGUGGAGAAAUCUCGGAGAAAGCCGUCCUCACCAAACAGCAGAAACACCUUCUCUUCUCUAAUAUUGGAGCCGUCCGAGACGCUAGCGAAAAGUUUUUGGCUGAUCUGGAAGCUAGAUGGAAUGAAAACGUUCUGAUAUCUGACAUUAGUGAUAUCAUCAUCAAGCAUGCCAAUGAAAACUUUGACUGCUAUGUGAAAUACUGCUCAAACAAGACGUAUCAGGACAGGACCUACUCAGAUCUCUUGAAGAACAACCCUUCAUUCAAGGAGGCCCUGAUCCGUCUGCAGGGUCUGCCUGAGGUACAGGGUCUGCCCAUGGCAUCCUUCUUCCUCCUACCCAUGCAGAGAAUCACUCGGCUCCCACUGUUGAUGGAUGGAGUCUGUCGCCAUAGAGACCAGAGCCAUGAGAACCACAAAGAGGCCCUUCAGGCUCAGGAUGCUCUCAACAAGCUGGUGAAGAAAUGUAAUGAAGGUGCUAAGAGGAUGGAACAGACAGAACAGUUGUGCAUGAUUGAAAAACAGCUUGAUUUCAAGAUCAAGAAAGUUCCCAUUGUCUCAGCAUCUCGACAUUUAGUGAAGGAAGGCGAGCUAACCAGAAUCGUUACCGACUCCAGUAGUAAGCGACCAUUUGGUAAAAACAGGCCCAGCAAACAGUCCUUAUAUCUGUUCCUGUUAAAUGACUUGCUGCUGGUGACCAAACGAAAGGGGGACAACUUGUUUUCUGUGAUAGACUGUACGAAGCGUAAUUCAGUUCAUUGUGAAGUGAUACAGAGCCCGGAGAAUUUCCCCCUGUUGCCUAACGGAGCACCCAGUGGCUGUAAGAACCUGUUCCUGAUGGUGAUGCUGGAGAACCAUGAGGGAAAACAAGUGGAGCUAAUACUGUCAUGUAAUUCUCCGAGUGAUCGCACGCGGUGGAUGGAGGCUGUGACCCCAAAAGCGCAUGUGUCUGAGAAUGAGCGAAUCUAUGAAGAGUGGGACUGUCCACAGGUCCAAGCUGUUCACAGGUACAUUGCCACUCAGCCUGAUGAGCUUGACUUGGAAGAAGCAGAUGUGGUCAACGUCUUCCGCAAAAUGGCCGACGGUUGGUACGAAGGAGAGAGGAUACGUGACGGGGUGCGAGGAUGGUUCCCAAAGUCAUACGUCGAGGAAAUUCUUAGUUCUCAUGUCCGAGCUCGCAAUUUACGUCUUCGGUAUCGACUCCUGGUGGCAUCCAAGGAUUUUUCUGUUACUGGAAAGAUCAGCUGAGUGGGUUGUUAAACAAAAGCAAUUAUUGAUGAUUGCUGACAUUGGGAGAGAAGGCUUGAUUCUGUGUCAUGAAGGCAUCAUGAUUCUCUUCACAACCUUUUAAGAUAAGUGAAGCUCAGCUCUUGAAUGGUGGCCAAAAUCUUCUGUUAUGCCUAGAAAGGUUUGCGGAAUUAAAACUGAAUUUCAGGAUAUUUUGGUUUCCACUCAUAACUACACUGUAUCUGCUGCCAUAUCAAGAAUCCUACAACAUGUGUACAAGAAUGUGUACAUUCCCUGAUUUUGGUGCUGAGUUAUUAAAAUAAUGUGUUUGUUGUUUAAUGAAAGACUAUGGCUUUCUCUAAAAGCAACGAAUUUUGUUAAUUUGUUACAGUUUUCUUGAGGAAUGGUCGCUCUAAAUUCAGUAAUGCUAUUCAUCAUCUUGUGUGUCUGCAUAAUGCAAUGGAGUUAUCUCCACUUGGAAUACAAACUUGGUCCUCAUGUGAUUUGACGGAUGUACAUGUACAUCAUGUGGGUAUGUCACUUUUCUUAAAAAUAAAAUAAGUUUUUCUGUUUAAUGCCAUAUAUAUUGAGUGGGCAUAAAAAAAUGGGCUGUAGUUUGACACUCAAUAUCUCCGAAAUCCUCUUACAUCAUAAGAAUUUACACACUCAAAAGCCAUUAUGUCCUUAGGAUACAAACCAAAUUUCAACUUGAUCCUUUAAGAUUUCUGUUCAUGGGACCAAAAUCAAAAUAGUGUCUAAAACGCAUAUUGCGGACAUUUCAAAAUGAUGUUCUAUCUUGUUUUACUUCAAAAGGUGAUCAAUUCCUUGUCCUCCGCAGAGAAAACCAUCUUGAUUCAGCAAAACUUGUGCCUAUCUGGUAGAAGGGUUUCUCGGACACUAAAGCCAGACAAUUUCUCCAAACAACACUUGAUUAAUGUGUGUCACACAGGUGCAGCGCGUGCUCUACUCAAGACACCUGACAGGUUUUUGGGUCAAUUUGGGUCACCGUAACGUGCAUUUUUUGAGGCUAUGUUUUCAUUUUAAUCCUGAGUACAGACUACCCAAGUUAUGACCUUGAAAAUUGGUCAGUAUAUUAAUAAAAUCAUGCCAUUUGAAUGUCUAAAGUUUGAAAGGAUCAUGGAACAAUGCAGCAUCAAAGUACAGCCCUUUUUUUAAGCCCACCUGAUAUAUAUUGGCUUGUUAAAACCAAAAAAUCACUGCUAUAGGCUUAUUUCAUUGAAAUGAGAAAAUAUAUGCUGUUAAACAAUAUAUUCAUGAAAUAUUGUUACAAGUGUUCACUUUAUACAUCUAAUGUAUUUGCAAAAUAUAUCAUAGGCUACAAAUGUCUGGUAAAAAUGAUAUUUUGUAACAUGUUUAGCUUAAAGGUUGUGAACUCUGGCAUUUAUGUCCUGAUACGCAUAUCUGGUGUUUCGUUCACAAUGUACAUGGACAAGUUUAUUCUUUGGUGUGAAGCCGUGAUUACAUGUUGUCUGCAUACAGCCAGGGGAGACAAAUAUGUUGCUACUGGUGUUUCAAUACGGAGAAUGUGUUUAUUAUUCUCUUUAGAAUUCCUGUGGUUUUAAACCACAAUGAGGACAGAGGUAAACUAGUUUGCUCUGAAACCUGAACAGGUAUUGACUUCCAGUUUUCAAAUCUCAGUUUUACUAAAAUACGUAGAAUUGUUUACAUACCUUACAGGAGAAUUUUGAAUUCAUCAUAAGAUGAGACCUGCUGGGUGAAGAUGUCAGGUACAUAUGAUUCUGGCAUUAACCCAAGUCCUCCAUUGUUUUGUCAUCUGUCUCAAGUGAGUUGGAGAACCUCGGAUGUAUAUGUAGGCCAAUUUUGAGAUAUAGUUAAACUGUUUUUGUGAGCCCACAUCACACAGGUGUUUGUACAUUGUCAACGUGACAAGUUGUUAUCUGUAUAAAGGCAUGAUGUAAAAGUUACAAUUUUGACCUGUUUACAACAUGUUACAACCAGAAAAACACAUAUAAUGGCUAGAUGUACAAUGUACAUGUAGGUAGGGAAAGUCUGCCAGUUUUUUGGUGAUAGUCACACAACUUGAUGGUGGUGGGGAGCGAGGAGGAGGUACAGUGUUUAUAUUUGUGGGCCCUCUGUAACUGUUGAAAUUGUGAUUGCUGUUUUGUAAACAACCAAGAAUCAACAUGUUGUGAUCUUCACAUUCUUUGUUUAGUGUUUUUUAAGAGUAGUGUUGUUGUUGUUGUCAUAAUGGCAUAUUGCUUACAAUGGUAUUUAACACGUUACAUUAUUGACACAGAUGUAAAUGUGUUAAAGUGUAGGGAUGCACUUUUUGUUUGGGGACCAAUCAAAAUCCUAUAAUAAAGACAUAUCUGUCUUUUAAAAGAGAGCUUGUCAAUUAAUGCGAUAAAUCUACCAUUUAAGGUCAGUAUAAUCUGAGAAAAGUAAGGAUAGCCAUGCAACAACACAUCUAAAUUAAAUGCUCAUGCAUGAAAGAAGGAGGAGUGUUUUUGUUUUUUACUGUCCCACAAGAUGCAUAUCAGAGUCAAGACACAUCUACUCACAAGUGCCAUCAAAAUUACUGACUAACUGAUGUGGUAGCAUAGACCUACAUAUUGUGUGACGGUUCAUUGACAGUGAGCUGGAACUUCAUAGCACUCCGCAUGAAGCAGAUGUGUAUAUUUACUCAAAAUAGGAAAUGGCUGACUUGAAGAAUCCUUGAUAUUUCAAAAUCUGUGAAUAUGAUUCUUGAAAAAUAAGAUGUCAGCUCAGAUAUACAUUGUCAUUUGAUUUGGGGAAUUGUUUUCUUAAGACCAUUCUAUCAACCAGCAACAAACAAAUGAUACUUUUUAUUACACCUACAUCUUGGUAAAAUCCAGGUGUUUUUCCAUUUUGGGGGAAUAUCUGGGUAUUGUCCAUGUAAGGGGGCCAACACUUUAUCCAUUAGUUACAUAAAAACAGAAUCAUUACUUUGUUUCAUUGAAAUAUGGAGCGGGCAUUCCAGUGAGUUAAUUACGGAUAAAAUUGUGCUUUUUUAUAUGCUUAAUAAGUUGAUGUUAAAAGAAGCAGAUUAUGAAGGGUAUUAAUGUUAUCAAGCAGAUAGUAUUCAUAUAAAUUUAUGUAUCCUUUCAUACGCAAGAACAUUUAUAUUUUUAUAUUGUAAAUGCGCAGUGAACAAAUCUGUAAGCUUAUAUAUAUAUAUAUAUCUGUACAGUUGAUAUGUUACUGUGGAUACAUGUACAGUGUGAUAUCUGAUAUAAAAAUCUGUUAAAUUAGAAUGUACAUUUUGAUGGACUUUGAUUCAUCACACCUUGAAAUUUGAGAUUUAUACAACACAUGUUUGUGAAAUGAAAAUCUGAAAUAUGAUAAAGGUGAAAAACAAUGAUUUUCGCCUAUGCUAACUACUGUUACAGUUAAGACAGCUAUGAUGUAGAUUUUCAUCAGAGCCAUGUUAUGAAAACUUAUAAGAGACAAAGAGGUUAGACAUUUUAUGAUAUGUAACAAACACUAUAUCAGAGUACCCCAGGCUGGGCAUUUAAUACAAUGACUGCUUGCUUGUCAGCUGUAUUUUAUUAUCAGCUUUAUUUUUUUGUAUGUUCCAGAGUGUAAUGUCUCUAUUUUUGUCUUGGUUUUUUUUUUGUUUUUAAGUUUAGUUUAUGAUAAAAUACUUCCUUCAUCAAGGAUAUUUUGUAAUGUGUUUGCAAACUAAAUGUCUCAUAAAUUUCAUGCCAACCUGAUGUUAUAUCAGCUUUUCACAAUGUGUAUUAUUUUACAUACAUAUACGUGUAGCAGUUAAAUUUGUGUAGUGUUUUUCUUGUUUUGUUAUGCCAUGUUAUCUUCAUAUUAUCUCAUAGCGUCAACAAACUUACAAUAUUGAUUGUUGCUGGGGUAUUUUCUUUUUGUCAUAUUGUGUUUUACUCACUUCUUUUACAUGUACUUUGUUUUUAUGUUUGAAUAUAGAAAUGAGUGAAAUUUAAAUUUGCUGGUUUUAUGAAACUUGGGCCACACAACUAUCUACUUUUAUCAAGAAGCUAUAAACAAAGUCAGAAAAUUAAAAUACUAUUGCUAGGAUGUAUGUCUCUCUUCAAUCUUUCAGCCACUAAAGCACUUUUCAGUUGAAUUUAUGCAUACAGUUAUCAUGAAAAAAUGCUAAAAAUUUCUUUGUGUCACAAGCUUCAUAAAACUGUGACUUGUUUCUCUAAAUACAUUAAAUAGAAUAAUAAAAUAUUGGUUGCAGAUGCAGAUGGAAAGGUUGAAGAAUUAGGGUAAUUAAGUUUUGGUUUCCUACUUGACCAAGGGUUUAAUUCUUCAAUUAAUUGGGACUAAAUGUACUGUAUGUAUGUCCAUGUUGAGUCUGGUUUCCUACUUGACCAAGGGUUUAAUUCUUCAAUUAAUUGGGACUAAAUGUACUGUAUGUAUGUCCAUGUUGAGUCUGUCUAACGUACAUAAAUGGGUCAAUACUACAUUUUGCAUUGGAGUUUGGAGCCGCGUCCGGGUGGCACUCUACAUGUAUGUAUCCGUCUUGUGAUGGCCUGAUGUGGCUGUGGACUUUUAUAAUUUAGCUCCUGGCUUCUUUGGCAAGGAUCUUUCAUUCUUCUCAUACGGCAUUAUAGUGCAUGUGGCUGUAAUGAUAAGUAGAAUAACACUUGUUAAUGAUGUGAUGCGGGAAGAGAGGAAAGUCCUAGCAUCAAGGUAUAGGAACAAAUAGCUCUUGUUUCCACUACCUGAUUUAUCAAUAUUUGCAUCAGCAUCUCAAGUAUUUACAUGUAGCUAAACUGUGUAAUUUUGUGGACAAGUGUUUUUGUGGAAAAUUGUUUGUAAUAUGUUCAAGUUGUUUAUUAACUACAACCAUGACCGUUGUUCAAGUCUGUGAUUUGCUGUUGAUAAAAUCUAAUAGUCUAUACAAAACUAUCACAUUGUUGAGAUUGGUGACCAGCUUGCUUGUUAAACUUGGUUCUGAUCUCUUUUCUUGGACAGGAUUAGAUUCUGCACUCCACAAUAUCCUUUCAAAAAUUCAUCACUACGGAAAGACAUAAUCUGCUUGAUUGUAAAUAUGUAUCCUUUAUCGUUAUUCUGAUUGGACCAGAUUUAAUGUUUUACUAUUUGUGUUGUGUUGUAUGGUUUUCAUCCAUAAGGGAAGAGCAUUUCUAUGAAGCUUCAUGCUUGUACAUGUAGGAAUGAAUACGUUGGGCCAUCCAGGUAUAGUACAUGUACAUUAACAAAAAAACAAUAAAUCGAGCCAACUAGAUAGGCCUAUAUAUUGAGCAAUUUCAUAGGUUGCAACACUCACCAAAGUGUUUUUAACAGAAAAUAGGUGAAAGUUACAGACACAACUUUUACAGGUAUCAGUCGUUGUUAUGACUUUUGGUUGCUAGCAUAAAUUGCUGAUA